UGUUUUUUGACCAAUAAUGAAACUCCCAAAAAACCCUCUAAAAUGUUACCAUUUCUUCAAACAUGAAGAAAAAAAAGUUGUUUCUUCCAUUUUAACUUCACAAUCCAUACAUUUUUCUCAAACAAGGCAAUAUUCAACUGCAUCAACAAUGUCUGAUCCAUCAUCAACAACCACGGUUAAUACGAAUUCAUUGUUAUUUAUGAACCAAUCACCUGUGAAAAACGCGUUGUGGGAGGCACGAUCGAGUAUUUUCUUCAGUUAUUCAUCAAUUGUUCCAUUGGCAUCGUCAAUUGAUGAUCAUUUGAUCGUUAAAACUCCGUCUAGGAGCAGGACUAGUGUUGUAUAUAGAUUUUCUUCGGAUUUUGAACUUCGGGAGAGGUAUAGGAACCCGAUGAAUGAGAUUCGAAUUGAAAAGUUGUUAGAAGACUUGGAUGCACUAGCUGGAACCAUUUCCUAUAAGCAUUGUUCUAGUGAUGAUGGCAAAGCAAGGUCAUUAAUAUUGGUGACUGCAUCUGUAGAUAAUAUGAUUUUGAAAAAAGCAAUUUGUAUUGAUAGUGAUCUCACUAUAGAGGGGGCUGUUACAUGGGUUGGAUGUUCAUCUUUGGAGAUUCAAUUAGAGGUCAAGCAAUCUAGAUCAGAACCAACCAAUUCCAAAGAGUCAGUAUCUCUUACAGCAAACUUCACAUUUGUAGCAAAAGACAAGAGAGGAAAAUCAGUUAAAAUCAACCAAAUUUUACCUCAAAAUGAAAAAGAAAAACAUCUAUGGGAAGAAGCAGAAGAAAGAAACAAAAGGAGAAAGAAGAAAAAAGAAGAAAAAAAAGACAAUUUGAAUGAAUUAUUGUUGGCAAAUAUUAAAGACAACAACAAUAACAUUUUAAUUAAUGAAACUUGUCUUCAAAAUUCUUUGGUUUGCCAACCAGAGAAAAAUAACAUUCAUGGACAAAUAUUUGGAGGUUAUUUAAUGAGGAAAGCUUAUGAAUUGGCAUAUGCAACUGCUUAUUCAUUUGCUAGGACUCCACCUUGCUUUGUGGAAGUUGAUCAUGUUGAUUUCUUGAAACCAGUAGAUGUUGGAGAUUUCCUUCACCUCAAAUCAUGUGUUAUAUACACACAAGUUGAAAAUUCAUCUAGGCCUUUGAUUAAUGUGGAAGUGGUAGCUCAUGUUACACAGCCCCAAGAUCUUUCUAGUGAGGUUUCAAACAAUUUCUACUUCACUUUCACAGUCCCCUCAGAUUCACUAAGAAAUGGCUUGAAAAUUAGGAAUGUUGUUCCUGGUACAAAGGAGGAAGCGCGGCGUGUGAUAGACGUACGGAAUACCUUUCACCCUGAUCAUAAUUCUCGAAUUUGAGUCUGAGUCUGUGAAUGUGAAUCUGAAUUAAUCGAACUUGUGAUGGUACCACAUGCCAAUUUUUAUUUUUUUUUGCCUAUAGAGUCAUUUGUUGAUGUACUUCCAAUAUAUUUUUUAUUUGUUAUCAUAUGUGAUUAUUGGUACAUUCAAUCAUUAGGCGAUCUUUUAGA
This is a messenger RNA of Solanum pennellii, 1515 nucleotides long. RefSeq names its product acyl-coenzyme A thioesterase 9, mitochondrial-like. Gene Ontology annotation, molecular function: fatty acyl-CoA hydrolase activity. Gene Ontology annotation, biological process: acyl-CoA metabolic process. Lineage: Eukaryota; Viridiplantae; Streptophyta; Magnoliopsida; Solanales; Solanaceae. The transcript has 5 exons. The record is from RefSeq and is a predicted model, not a curated record. Bases 17 to 1345 code for a protein of 442 amino acids.